Molecule: messenger RNA, 1356 nt
Organism: Nicotiana tabacum (common tobacco)
Lineage: Eukaryota; Viridiplantae; Streptophyta; Magnoliopsida; Solanales; Solanaceae
Source: RefSeq, a predicted model, not a curated record
UUAUUUACUUGCUUCAAAAAAACCCAACAAUAAUAUUCGAUCGUAACUCUUAAAUUCAUCAAAUUAUCAAGUUAGGAAAAAUGAAGAAGGCAAUUUCAUUAUCUGGCUCUUUAAAGUUGCAGCCUCCAACUUAUGGUAAACUCAUAACCAUUCUCAGCAUCGAUGGAGGUGGCAUUAGGGGAAUAAUUCCUGCCACUAUUCUUGAGUAUCUUGAAUCUCAGCUCCAGGAAUUGGAUGGUGAAGAUGCAAGGCUUGCGGAUUACUUCGAUAUAAUUGCAGGAACAAGCACAGGUGGUCUAGUCACAGCCAUGCUAACAGCUCCAGACAAAGACAAGCGUCCUUUAUUUGCUGCUAAAGACAUUAAACCCUUCUAUCUUGAACAUGGCCCUAAGAUAUUCCCACAGAAAAAAUCGAUGGUACUGUUUGGAUCAGUAUUGAAAACCUUGAAAUCUCUAACGGGACCAAAGUAUAAUGGGAAGUAUCUUCACCAAGUCAUAGAAGAGAAACUAGGGGAGACUCUGUUGCAUGAGACAUUGACUAAUGUGGUCAUUCCUACUUUUGAUAUCAAGAAUCUACAGCCAACCAUUUUCUCCACUUUUGAGGCCAGAGUAAAACCAUUAAUGGAUGCUCGGCUUUCAAAUAUAUGCAUCAGCACAUCAGCUGCUCCAACGUAUCUUCCUGCACAUUAUUUCCAGACCCAAGAUAAAGAUGGCAACUUUCAUGAGUUCAAUCUUGUCGAUGGUGGAGUAGCAGCUAACAAUCCAGCCCUUGUUGCUACAAGCCAAGUGACCCAUCAAAUAAUGACUGGAAACCCAGAUUUCUUCCCAAUCAAACCCAUUGAUUAUGGAAGGUUUUUGGUGAUAUCUAUAGGCACUGGAUCAGCAAAAGUGGAACAGAAAUAUAAUGCUAAAAUUGCAUCCAAAUGGGGUAUCUUGGGUUGGCUUCUUAAUGGAGGUUCAACUCCAAUUGUGGAUGUUUUUACUCAAGCCAGUGGUGAUAUGGUUGAUCUUCAUAUUUCUGUUGUUUUCCAAGCUCUUCAUUCUGAAGAAAAUUACCUUCGUAUUCAGGUACAAUUAUAUAAGCCUAAAAAUAAAAAUUCUAAGAAGUACUGAUUGGUAUUAAUAGAUGGAUCGCCCUUUUCGUCCUUAAAAGUUGAUCUUUGUUGCCUAAGACCGACUAAGGUUGUAAGGGUCAAUUAAACGGUGGGAACUCCUUUUGGGAACUCCGAUUAACUUAUCUUAUUGGGGUUCUCUCUUCGGAUUGAUUUUCUCAUUUGAUCCUAAAUCAUUCGACAAUUUGAGUGUCUUAACUAUCUUAUUCUUGGCAAGGGCAGAUUUAGGGUACGGAAGGGGUACA